Exophiala oligosperma is the source of this 2861-nucleotide messenger RNA. RefSeq lists its product as hypothetical. The coding region runs from base 1005 to 2588 and encodes 527 amino acids. The record is from RefSeq and is a predicted model, not a curated record. The transcript has 2 exons. Lineage: Eukaryota; Fungi; Ascomycota; Eurotiomycetes; Chaetothyriales; Herpotrichiellaceae.
GAAACGGCCCAGAGUGAGGUCCUCUAGGCUCUCGUGGGAUCUAUGUUUAGGUGGUCGAAGGGGCUUGUGCUCAUUGUCCUCACCAGGCGCGGCGAUUGCGUGAUGGGCGUAGCAGCCAGCAAAACAAAGGAGCCUCACGCGGGCAGAGCGAGUUGAUAUUGUCUGACGACCUGUAUCUCUCGAGAUAUGACAUGUAAAGUCCGGUUUUUAUGAAACUCAGAAUGCCUGUCUGACGUACAUUUUCUACUCGACAAGGCUCUGUACUCGUACUGGUCACCCUUGUCAGGCCAGCAUUCACCGCUCAGCCUCAUCGCUCCUGGUCUUGGACGCUGUAAGCAGAAUGAUGCUUCGUGUGUCUUCCAUGCACCAUGAAACGCUAGCAACAGGGUACGCGAAAUGCUGUGUGGCCACUGUCGCCGGCUCAUCCUACAAGUCGAACGUCUCAACCUUGGAGCACAAGUCACCGACGAGGUCACUGCGGCAGGAUUCGAAGAUUCCCUGGACCGAAAAUGCUACUUGUGCACACGGCUACGCAUUCAACUCGGGGAUGCGAAGUGGGAACGUUUGUUCUCAGAUCUCUCGCAACAGAACUCGAUCGCCUUUGACAAGUCCCUGGUCGCUGCUGAUGGCUUCGCUCUCGUCAGAUUGGGGUGCAAACUGACACCAACCACUGACCGGAACCGUGAUGGAACAGCAGUAGGUGGUAAGCCUUAUUCUUAUGGAUAUUUGCAGGUUACCAUUUCUCCCUGGGCUUCGAGGUAAGUCACUUCAUCGCCCUUCUUCGUCCAUCAGUCUCUCCAUCACAUAACGUCUGAUGGAGUGCAACUACAAGUCCACAAGAAGUUCCGCUGCAGAGUGCGACUUCUACCUCGGACGCAAGAGUUCUCGACCUCGUACGCCACUGGCUUGAUACCUGUCUGUGUUCGUCAUUGCACGCAACAUGCGCUCGGCGAAGCAGACGGCCCUUGUUCUAUCCCACUUGCCUGAUCGAUAUCGGCGACGGAAUGGGUGACCAUAGUCGUUGGAAAUUGGUGAACCCCAGGAUCGAAAGGAUGUCGGCGCCCUAUAUCACAUUGAGUCACCGAUGGGGUCGUGACACACUCAAACUGGACAAAGAAACUCAGGAAAGCAUGUUUCGAGGUUUGCCUAUAUCAGAACUUCCAGGGGCGUAUCAGGAUGCCAUUACGGUCACUCGACAUUUGGGGGUUCGCUAUCUCUGGAUCGACUCAAUAUGUAUACGCCAAGAUACUCUUGAGGACAUCCAGCACGAAGCAGCGGGUAUGGCGGAUGUCUUUGGCUACGCCCUAUGCAACAUCUCGGCACUAUCGGGAAGACAAGAUGGCCUCUUCUGCGCACGAGAUGCUGAAGUGGUCAGCAGUGACAGUGUGGUUUUACGAUCCCGAGACUAUGCACUUUCCACCUCCUACAUCAUCAACGACCUGCAGUUGUGGAGGGGAGAAUUGGUUCACAUGCCCCUGACGACCCGUGGGUGGGUGCUUCAAGAGGAGCUCCUCGCAGCCCGCACUGUGUAUUUUGGUGCUCGGCAGGUUCUCUGGGACUGUCCUGGCUUUCGGGCUUGCGAGACAUAUCCCACAAUGCAGCCAAAAAGACCUCUGAGCAUGUCCAUGGGCCCUGGCAAGCAUCGUUACUUCCUCCACGACGAAGAAUUGGGACCCAUUUCUUCGGUACUCGAAGCUGCACAGUCCAAGAUCGACCAUUCUGAGGCUAGUUUAUCAACUCAUGACGACCAAUCAAUGUUGUUCCAAGUAUGGACGAGCCUCGUGGCACACUAUUCCCUACGCAAUUUGACGUUCCCUGAUGACAAACUCUUGGCCAUCGCCGGCAUCUCGAAGCUCUUUGGGAGAAUCAUGAGGGACGAAUUCGUGGGAGGACUCUGGCACAGACACUUCCUCGAAGGUCUGCUGUGGUACAUCAGACCGAAGACCAGAACGCGUGCCCCGCUGGAAUACCGAGCUCCUUCCUGGUCCUGGGCGUCCAAGGAUGGGUAUGUCAUGCACGCUGAUGCCGCCAACAAUUCUUGGUCCGUGGCGAGAUUCUCCAAAGUUGAAUGCAAAACCACCGAUGGCGGCGCAUAUGGUGUAGUCACGUCUGCCAUCCUACGUCUUCGCGCCCCGUCUUUGGAGCUGUCGGUCGAUGAUGCGUCGGGGAACUGGACCACCCCAAAGGUACCCGGUCUGCUAGUCCGGCUCGAUGCGACGGAACGACCUGAGAGUAUUUGGAGAGGAAUCAAUGCCACCGGCGUCAUUAUCCGCACGAGCGCCUAUCGAGUAGUCGGCGAUGCAGAAACAGACGUCGCGCGCAAAGUGGUCCUCGCCGUACACGGCAUCGUUCUCACCGAGUGUGUGGAUAAAGUCACGGGAAAGGCGACCGGCACGUACAGGCGCAUCGGAUACUUUGCAGUCGAAGACCGUCGACGGAGCACACUCAACCCCAACUGGGUCCCUGGUGGUUGUAACCUCUUUCGCGGUAUAGGUGGAUCUGGAACGACCACCCCUUCAGGAACGGCGGCAGUGACAUUCCCUUUUGACGAACAGAGGCAAUUCCUGAGCGAAUUUGAUAUCAUAUAAUCAUUCAGGACAGAAGUCCCCGAUGACAAGAAGACAAGGGGGCCAUGUCAAUCUUCCCAUCAUAGUCGCUUAGUCUUGUAUCCGGUCUGGAGUUGCCAACUCUAGAUGACAGGCGAUGCCGUCUCCCUUGAAUAUCGAUUCAGCUCAAUACAACUCAUCUGAUUCUGAGGGCUACCAAUCUUCCAUCAUUCUGACAAGUACCACGCCUGCAAUCAACCGACCAAACUUUUGCUUUGACUAUCAAAUGACCUGUACCCUACAGGACUUUUGGCC